AUGACUACAUUUCCUAAUUCAAGUUAUUCAAAGUAUUUAUUAAUACAAUUAGUGUAGUUAAUUAAAAAGGAUUUAAUGUACAAAUAAUAAUUAUGGAAAAUCUGUCUUAUUAGCUAAAGGAAAUUAAGAAUUCAAAGUUAUAUUAAAUGAGUAGGAUGCCUCAAAAGUAACAAAUAUUGAAUAUUAAUUAGGAAAAUUAAUAAUAUAUCACAAUUCAUCAAGAUGAUAUAAUUUAAAUGAUUAAUACUGAUUGA
Molecule: messenger RNA, 254 nt
Organism: Paramecium primaurelia
Lineage: Eukaryota; Ciliophora; Oligohymenophorea; Peniculida; Parameciidae
Source: the annotation of a GenBank genome assembly